UUCACCUCUGUCAGUCUCUCAGUAAACAUCUGUUCUGAGCUGCUGCUGCUGCUGUGGACACUGUGGCUCAGCUACACAGAAAAUAUCCAGGGCUACUGCUUUUCUUCUCUUUUUAAAUUUUUGGGAUAUUUUUCAAAGUGGAGCACGAUAAGAGUUUCUGGACUGAUCAUGAAGCUGAUGAGAGGAGUCAUUUUGAGCCUCGUUGGUUUGGUUGGAGUCUUGCUCUCCUUCCACUGGUUCUACAGCCUGUUAGCAGGGCUGGGGCUCUUUAUGGCUUGGAUGGGAUCCUGGAGGAACUUUCAUAUCGCUCUACACACCAUAAAGAGAGACCUAAUGUGCCUGGUUGUUAUAGUGCGAGUGAGGGUUUCCAUGUAUCGUAAUCAGCAAAACAGAAGCACAGUUCCAGCUUUGUUUGCCCGGAUGGUCACGCUACACCCAGAUAAACCAGCCUUGAUUUAUGAAGCCACUGGGGAGGUUUGGAGUUUUAGGGAGCUGCAGGAGCGAUGCCAUGCUGUGGCUCAUUGGGCUCUGGCCCAGGGCUGGACGGAGGGCGAUGUCGUGGCUUUGUACAUGGAAAGCAGGCCAUCGGUGGUGGCUCUGUGGCUGGGUCUGGCUGUGAUAGGUGUCGAGGCGGCACUCAUCAACAACAACCUUAGACAACACUCACUGCUGCACUGCCUUGGGGUAUCUGGUGCUCGGGCGAUAAUAUUUGGCAAAGAAAUGACUCAAGCGGUAUCAGAAGUGGGCGGCUCUUUGCAGCCUGGAAUGGUUUUGUUCAGCAUUGGUGAGAAAGAGGGGGAGGAGAAGGAGGAGGAGGAUUGGAAACUCUGCAACCUCCAAGUUUGUGGUCUGGAUGCAAUGCUGGCCUCUUCUCCUACUUAUCCACCGCAUUUUAAACUCCAAAAACAGUUCAACGACAGACUUUUCUACAUUUACACCUCUGGUACGACGGGACUGCCCAAAGCAGCUAUAGUGGUGCACAGCCGGUAUUUUCGCAUUGCUGCUUUUGGUUUUCACUCCUUUGGUUUGCGUCCUGAUGACAUCAUCUAUAACUGCCUCCCCCUCUAUCACUCUGCUGGCACCGUCAUGGGUGUUGGACAGUGUUUGCUGUUUGGUUUGACUGUUGUAAUCAGGAGGAAGUUCUCAGCCACUCGCUUCUGGGAUGACUGCGUCAAACACAACUGCACUGCAAUCCAGUAUAUUGGUGAGAUCUGCCGUUAUCUUUUGGCCCAGCCCGUUCGCCCAUCUGAGGCUCGUCAUCGGGUCCGAGUUGCCAUCGGUAACGGCCUCCGCCCCUCGGUGUGGGAAGAGUUUGUCCAGAGAUUCAGGAUUCAAAGAGUUGGGGAAUUUUAUGGUGCAACAGAGUGCAACUGUAGCUUGAUCAACAUAGAUGGCAAGGUGGGAGCAUGUGGUUUCAAUAGUCGCAUCCUUCCCAGCUUUUACCCCAUCCGACUGGUCAGGAUGCAGGAGGAUCAGAGAGAACUGCUCAGGGAUCCACAGGGACUUUGUAUACCGUGUCUGCCUGGUGAACCAGGAAUGUUAGUGGGACGCAUCAAUAAGACUGAUCCGCUCAGGAGAUUUGACGGCUACGCCGACCAGGACUCAUCCAAUCAGAAAAUAGCCUACAAUGUAUUCAAGAUGGGGGACUCAGCUUAUGUCUCAGGUGACGUGCUGGUGAUGGAUGAAUAUGGCUACAUGUACUUCAGGGACCGCAGUGGGGACACGUUUCGCUGGCGAGGGGAGAAUGUCUCCACCACAGAGGUGGAGGGAGUCCUCAGUGGCCUGCUGGGGCACACUGAUGUAGCUGUUUAUGGGGUUUCUGUACCAGGUGUGGAGGGAAAGGCUGGCAUGGCAGCAAUAGCUGAUGAGGGCCAUGUGGACCUCCCUGCGUUCUUCACCUCCACACAAAAAGCCCUUCCCUCUUAUGCACGGCCUGUCUUCCUGCGACUUAUGCCAGCUGUCGACACAACAGGUACUUUCAAAAUUCAAAAGAUUCGUUUGCAGAGUGAAGGAUACAAGCCCCAAGACACAAGUGAAAAGAUCUAUUUUCUGAACAGUCGUGCUGGGUGUUACGAGGUCGUGACUGAUGACCUUUAUGAAGCCAUUAAGGAGGGUAAAGUGUUUCUAUGAGACAAAAAGUGCUCUAUUAACAAAUGACUGUUGAGAAUGUUUUUUUUUUUAGAAAGAAUAAUUUUCUUUACUAAUACUAAUGAGCUUUGAAAUACCAUUGGCUGUUCAAUUUUACAGUUGAAAACAAACAUAUCAAAACGUGGUUGGAUAUUUCUGACAUCGCACAAUAUCCUAGACUGUAUCUUCUUACAUAUCAGCAGGCUCAACAGACAUAGUUGAACUUUUACUUUGGGUUUACUGCUGCUUUUGCAAAAAUUAUAUUUAAGAAAACACUAACAAACAAACAAAAACAAACAGCUAAAAUGGUAAACAGCAGCAGGGGAUGUGAAAGUAUGUAAUGUGUUGCUUGUGGGGGCGGAUGCUCCACCCAGUGAGGAAAGCUGCCCUGAUAUCUGCUCUUACCAUCACUGUUGUCUGAUUUAGGUCAGGCUUAAUCGGGAACUAAACUUGUUUAAAGUUGAAAAAACUGGUGGGGUUGGAGUGAGCUGGACAAGGGAAAAGAGGAUGUGGAUCCUGAUGCUCCACCUACACUUACAUUCAAACACAUUGUAAAUUACAAUUUGCAAAUACUGGAUCUUUUUUUUUUUGCGUUUUGCUUAGUAGUUCAAAAGUUUCAAAACUAAAGAAGCUCACAGUUUUGGAGUGACACCGUUUUUGGAGUGUCAAUUCUACUGAUUAACAACCUUGAGUUUUGCCAGAAUGUUCUUCUCUUGUAAAAUCUGACCUGGAUUUUUGCAUAAUUUUCGUAAAGUAAAACUGCCUGCCAAAGUAUUUUAAGCAAUUUUUAAGUCUGAGUUCACUUCAUGUCCUAGUCAGUGAUUGUUUUAACUUGCUAUCUUGUUAAUAAAGAUUUGCUAUCAU
Messenger RNA from Cololabis saira (Pacific saury), 2991 nucleotides. Its product is annotated as long-chain fatty acid transport protein 1-like. The record is from RefSeq and is a predicted model, not a curated record. Gene Ontology annotation, biological process: phosphatidylserine biosynthetic process; adiponectin-activated signaling pathway; cardiolipin biosynthetic process. The transcript has 14 exons. Gene Ontology annotation, molecular function: long-chain fatty acid transmembrane transporter activity; fatty acid transmembrane transporter activity; long-chain fatty acid-CoA ligase activity. Gene Ontology annotation, cellular component: mitochondrial inner membrane; plasma membrane. The coding region runs from base 169 to 2130 and encodes 653 amino acids. Lineage: Eukaryota; Metazoa; Chordata; Actinopteri; Beloniformes; Belonidae.